AUGCCAUGGGGAAACUGGACAAUUGUCCAUGAGUUUGUUCUUGUGAGCUUCUCAGCCCUGUCAUCUGAACUACAGGCUCUCCUGUUUCUCCUUUUUUUGACCAUUUACCUGGUUACCCUAACGGGCAAUGUCCUCAUCAUCCUGGUCACCACAGCUGACUCUGCCCUUCAGAGUCCGAUGUACUUCUUCCUCAGAAACUUGUCCUUCCUGGAGAUAGGUUUCAACUUGGUCAUUGUGCCCAAGCUGCUGGGGACCCUGAUCAUGCAUGACACAGCCAUCUCCUUCCUUGGCUGUGCUACUCAGAUGUAUUUCUCCUUCUUCUGUGGGGCUGCUGAGUGCUGUCUCCUGGCCACCAUGGCAUAUGACCACUAUACAGCCAUCUGCAACCCUCUGCGCUACCCAGUCAUCAUGGGCCACAGAGCCUGUGCCCAGCUGGCAGCUGCCUCUUGGUUCUCAGGGAUUCCAGUUGCCACUGUGCAAACAACAUGGAUUUUCAGCUUCCAAUUUGGUGGCCCCAACAGGGUGAACCACUUCUUCUGUGACAUCCCCCCUGUCAUUGCAUUGGUCUGUUCUGAUACUUCUCUGCUUGAACUGGAAAGUCUGACAGCUACAGUCUUAUUCAUCCUCUUCCCUUUCUUGCUGAUCCUGGGGUCCUAUGUCCGCAUCCUCUCCGCUAUCUUUAGGAUGCCUUCAGCCAAGGGGAAACAAAAGGCCUUCUCCACAUGUACCUCACACCUCCUGGUUGCGUCCCUCUUCUACAGCACUGCCAUCCUCAUGUACUUCCGGCCCCGGUCCAGCACCUCUCCUGAAAGCAAGAAGUUGCUGUCACUCUCCUACACGGUGGUGACACCCAUGUUGAAUCCCGUCAUCUACAGCUUAAGGAAUAAUGAAGUAAAGGCUGCACUGGGGAGGGUUAUACGCAAGACCCUGGGUGCUCAGAAAUUAUAA
Molecule: messenger RNA, 948 nt
Organism: Choloepus didactylus (southern two-toed sloth)
Lineage: Eukaryota; Metazoa; Chordata; Mammalia; Pilosa; Megalonychidae
Product: olfactory receptor 10A4-like
Exons: 1
Coding region: 1-948 (315 amino acids)
Biological process (GO): G protein-coupled receptor signaling pathway
Cellular component (GO): membrane
Molecular function (GO): G protein-coupled receptor activity; olfactory receptor activity
Source: RefSeq, a predicted model, not a curated record